GAGUCCUGCCUGCACUAAACAAUAUUGCUGGGCCCCCUGCAUUAUUUGUUACUAGAGGUUGACUCUCUGUCACUCCAUGUUGUAUUAUGGAGGAGCUGACUACGAUUUAGCAGUUGCUUCCUUCCUUGAUAGAGUCGACUUAAGCCUCCCCAAAAAUUUAAACGAUAGCCGCUUCCUGUCCAAGAGACGUUAAGGGAGUUCUAUCCAGGUCAAUGCUGGUAUUCAAUGGUAUCAUCAUGCUAUUGCGCCAAGUAAAGGCAACACCAGUAAAGGGCAUAGAAAGUUAGAAACAGGCCCCUGCAUCCUUCAAAGAAGCUAACAAAAUGGAUGUAUAUAGUGACACGUUCAAUAGAGAUGACAUUAUUGAAAGGUCGAGAAUAGAAUAGUUUUGUUUAGUGUGCAUACAAUAUGAUUACCCGCAAAUGAAGGUAUGAUCCUAUCCAAUCUUUCAUAAGCAAUGGCAUCAUCCUAUUGUUUAUUGCACCAAGAGUUGAAAACAGACUUGAUCAAGAAAAGUUGUAUCGUAAAAUAUCCCAGUAACAUCCAAGGAUCAUCAGUACCAGGUUUCAAGAAUAGAGUAUAUUUUAUGUUUUGUUCCUCAUCAUAAGCUUUUCUUUUAUUCCAUGAGAUCUUAGAGUGAGUCAAAGUCUUCUUUUGCAUUUUCCAGGAAUCUCUCAUAGAGCCGAAGUCUUCUAAGAAUAUUGUAAUCUAACUAAUCCAAAAGACAACCCUGUCACCUUAAUUUUUUGUCCUAUUUUCUUUUUAUUAUUUUAUUUUUUAUUGUCUGACUAAAAUUAUUUUUCUUAUCUUGCACGUCAUGAAAGUAGAAGAUAGGUUUCAUUUUUAUAAUGGGAAUUGCACUAUAAAUUAAGAUUUUCUGAUGCAUUUUGGGGCAGGAGACAAUACUUGACCUUGAUCAUGGUUAAUGUGAUGAUCAUGUUUGCUGGUUUUCAAGAACUUCAGGAGAAAGCAAAGUAUCUUCUGAUCAUCGACCAUGGUUUUAGGUUUGAUCAACUCUUAAUUUUCUUCCUGAUCAUUCUUUCAAGCUUGUGGAAUUGUCAUGUUGCUGCUGCAGCAGACAAUAUUGGGGACACACUCAAAAUAGGCGACACUCUCAAUUCCUCAAGCGCACUAGUUUCCACCACUGGGAAGUUCACUUUGCUUUUCUUGCCAUACAGUUCAAGUUCCAACGACAGCUAUCUAUAUAUUAGGCGGUACAAUGUAAGUGGUGCGAAUAAGGCUUGGGUUGGCAACCGAGACUCGCCUGUUUUAUACCCUUUUGGAGUUCUUACCUUGGACUCCAACAACACAUUAAAAAUCAUUACAAACAACGAAGGUCGUGGUGGCGAUCCUCCUAUAGUGCUUGGCUCCGCACCAAAAAGUAGUAGUAAUGUUGCGGCUACUCUGUCGGAUUCUGGCAAUUUUAUCCUACAAGAGUUGAACUCCGAUGGAUCAACGAAGCAGGUGUGGUGGCAAAGUUUUGAUUAUCCAGCAGAUACCUUUUUACCAGGCAUGAAGUUAGGUGUCAACCGUAGCAAUGGGCACAUUUGGUCUCUUACAUCAUGGACAUCCGUUAACUACCCACCGCCGGGGCCUUUCAUCCUAGAUUGGGACCCAACUGCCCGCCAAUUGGAAAUUCGGAGAGAAGGGGUGGUUUGUUGGAGAAGCGGAAACUAUAGUGCUACAAACAACAGAUUCCAAAACAUUUUGCCGAAUGCAAAGGUUAGCUACAAGUUUAGCAUUGUUUCAAAUGAGAAUGAAGACUACCUCACUUACACUUCUGAGGAUGGUGCAUAUGAGUUACCAGAAUGGAUUCUAAAUUAUUAUGGGAAGCUUUUUAAUUAUUAUGGAUUGGGAAUUGAUAUUGCACGAGCAGAUCAGUGUGGAGGCUACAACACAGAUGGAGUAGGAUGCCAGACAACUGGCCGGCCAACUACUUGUAUGGCGGAUUUCGGCAGUCCAUUUGUGCUAAAAAAAGGUUACUUUAAACCAAUCACCUCGAGUUCAGCUUCAAGAUGCCCAUACUCGCUCAACUUUGUAUCAAAUGAAAGUUACAGUGGUACUGGUAUAGACUGUAACAAUACUUGUUUGCAAAACUGUGACUGCCUUGGAUUCGACUUUCAAUUUGAUAAUCAGACUGGAUGCCGAUUUUGGAGUGUGAACUGCGAGUUCGUUGAAGACCUCACUCGACCUGAUAAUUCAAGCAGUUUGGUUUUAGCAAAAUUACCACCAAGCAAAAGCGGUGCAACGCAUAAAUGGAUCUGGAUUGGGGUUGCUAUUAGUGCUGCUCUAGUGAUAAUGGCCUUUUCCGUCUUGUGCUAUCUACGAAGAAGAAGAAGAAGAAGACAAUCUAAACUUUCAGGUGAGGGUAAGAUCGACCAGAAUGAAUUGCUGAACUUCAGGAGUUCUAAGAGGCCUACUGAUUUGAAUGGACUUCAAAAUGAUGGAAAGAUGGGACAUGAUUUGAGUGUAUUUAGCUAUGCAUCUGUGAUGGCUGCCACAAUCAACUUCGCUGAAGAAAACAAGCUUGGAGAAGGGGGCUUUGGACCUGUCUAUAAGGGGAAAUUGGCAACGGGAGAAGAAGUAGCUGUGAAGAGGCUUUCAAAAUGUUCAGGGCAAGGAACACUAGAGUUUAAGAAUGAAUUGAUCCUCAUAUAUGAACUUCAACACACAAACCUUGUUCAGCUUUUUGGAUUUUGCAUUCACGGUGAAGAGAGGAUGUUGAUAUAUGAGUACAUGCCAAACAAAAGUCUGGACUACUUUUUAUUUGAUUCAGUCAGAGGUGUUUUUCUAGAUUGGAGAAAGCGUUUCAGCAUAAUUGAAGGAAUUGCUCAAGGAUUGCUUUAUUUGCACAAAUUCUCAAGAACAAGAGUAAUUCAUAGAGAUUUAAAAGCCAGUAACGUACUACUUGAUGAAAAUAUGAACCCCAAAAUUUCGGAUUUUGGUAUGGCUAGGAUUUUCUCCAUUAAUGAACUGGAAGCAAAUACUAGUAGGAUUGUUGGGACACGUGGUUACAUGCCUCCUGAGUACGCAAUGGAAGGAAUUUUCUCUACAAAAUCCGAUGUCUACAGUUUUGGAGUGUUGGUGCUUGAAAUCAUAAGUGGUAGGAAAAACAAUAGCUUCUACAAUGAUGAUCGUGCCAUCAAUUUAGUAGGAUAUGCAUGGGAGUUGUGGAAAGAAGGCGCAGGGCUACAACUAAUGGAUCCAGCACUAGCUGAUUCGUGUACUAACAAAGAUCAACUGUUAAGAUGCGUUCAAGUUGGUCUUCUAUGCGUGGAGGAUAGUGCAGCGAAUCGACCUACCAUGUCAGAUGUGCUCUCCGGGUUGACAAAUGAAAGCUCACCAUUACCUGCACCUACAAAGCCAGCAUUUUCUACAGAUAGACAUGCGGUCACCAGUACUAUAGCUGAAAAGGAACCACAAAUUUUAUCUGUAAAUGAUCUGACCAUUUCCGCUUGUGAUGGACGUUAAAGCCUUAGAGGCACUAGCACAUUGUUUAGGAGUUCUAGCUCAAGUGAGAUUGAGAUGGAUGAGAAUGUGGUAGGUCUUAAGAUUGCAUCUCAUAGUUUCUGAAAAAUAUAAACAAAUAAAUAAGAACAAUGCAGACGCUUCAAUUAUAUGUAAAAA
Molecule: messenger RNA, 3627 nt
Organism: Rosa rugosa (rugosa rose)
Lineage: Eukaryota; Viridiplantae; Streptophyta; Magnoliopsida; Rosales; Rosaceae
Product: G-type lectin S-receptor-like serine/threonine-protein kinase CES101
Exons: 7
Coding region: 919-3471 (850 amino acids)
Biological process (GO): protein phosphorylation
Molecular function (GO): protein serine/threonine kinase activity; ATP binding
Source: RefSeq, a predicted model, not a curated record